Lathyrus sativus (Indian pea) is the source of this 663-nucleotide messenger RNA. NCBI's taxonomy places the organism in Eukaryota, Viridiplantae, Streptophyta, Magnoliopsida, Fabales, Fabaceae. The record is from the annotation of a GenBank genome assembly.
AUGGAUUUUGAAUGCAAGGACGUUAGCGUUUGGAAAGAAGCACUCUCUUCUUACCCAUCUCAAAUCCAAUCUCUUUCUCUCACCAAGAAAAAACCCGAUUUAGUUUCUCUUAACCAAUUUUACUGCAACGAACUCCCUUCUCUCAUUCACCAACGAAACCCUAACCCUUUCAUCACCACUCAAGAACUUUCCAAACUCAUGCAAUGGAAACUCACCCGUGGAAAAUGGAGGCCGCGUUUGUUGGAUUUUGUUUCUUCCAUAGAGGAUGCUGUUGUGAAACGCGCUUCUGAGAAAGCUUUUGAGAGUCUUCCUGAUGUGUCCAAAGCGAUUUCUGAGUUAAGCACGUUGAAAGGAGUUGGUCCUGCUACUGCUUCUGCUGUUUUGGCUGCGUUUGCUCCGAACUUGACCCCUUUUAUGUCUGAUGAGGCUAUGCAGGCUGCUCUUGGAAACUCAAAAGAUUAUACGCUGAAGCAGUAUCUUAUAUUUGCCAAUAAACUGCAGGAGAAAGCAAAGGAACUAAGUUCAGAAGAGACCCCCUUUACCCCAUCUGAUGUAGAAAGGGCUUUGUGGAGCUGUGCUAUGGGGAAGUUAUCAGCACCUAAAUCAAAUCAGGAUCCUAAGACCAAUCCAAGCAAAAGCUCCAAAAGAAAGAGAAAAACUUGA